AACACAAACAAAACAAAAUUUGUUGUAAUAAUUAUAUAUAUAUCGCAUCUCGUUAAUAAAGGUUUAACAAAUUGAAAAAAUCUUAAUAACAGAUUAAUAACGUUUUCAUUCAUAGCUGCUAAAAAUUGGGAAUUCUGUUGUCCAAAAAGAAAUUGACUUUAAAAAAAAAAAAAUUUCAUUCCUGAUCAACAACGACAAACAAUUAAAUUAUUAAUUAAAUCAAAAUGGGCUUAUUACCGUUAGAAUUUACUGAUGGCCUAACGGAUUCGCCAUUUUUUCGUGAAACAUUACAAUCACAUGAACGUGAAUUAGAUCUGACCAAUACGGCCAUAAAGCAUUUGAUAAAAGAUAUUAAAGAUUUAAUCGCUGCCGCUCGAAAUUUAAGCCGAGCACAGCGUACAUUAUCUGAUACAUUGAAUAAUUUCAAUUUCGAAUGCAUAGGCAAUUCACAAACCGAUGAUGAAAUGGUUAUUGCUAAUUCAUUCAAAGAUUUUGCCCGUCUUUUGUCCACUAUUGAGGAUGAACGUGAUCGUUUACUUGAAAAAGCUGAUGAAGCAUUUCUUGAACCAAUUGAACGAUUUCGUCGUGAUCAAAUCGGUAGCGCAAAAGAGGCUAAAAAGAAAUUUGAAAAAGAGACAGCAAAAUAUUGCCAAAAUUUGGAACGUUACCUCAAUCUAUCUGUGAAGAAAAGUGAAACACAAUUAUGGGAAGCCGAUGCCAAUAAUUCUAUGGAACAGCAACAUUUUUUCAAAGCAAUGUCUGAAUAUGUUUUGAAAUUACAAGAAGUGAAUGAAAGGAAAAAAUUUGAAUUCGUUGAAACUGUGCUAAGUUUUAUGCUCGGUUGGUUAACAUUCUAUCAUCAAGGCCAUGAAAUUGCUACCGAUUUUUAUUCGGUGAAAAUGGAAUUACAGAUGCGUUUACAGCGGACACGAAAUAAUUUCAACAUGACACAAGAAGAAACUAAAUCAUUGCGUAAAAAAAUGCUUGAUAAUCAAGAAAAAUUUCGUCAAAAAUUUCAAGAUUCAUGUUCAUCCAAAAAGACCUAUUCCCGUCAAGGUUAUCUAUUUUUAAUGGAAAAAAAAGCUUUCACUACCUCAUGGACUAAGCAUUUUUGCAAAUUUAAUAAACAAACAAAACGUUUGAAAAUGAUACAAUAUACUCAAACUACUGGGAAAAUUGUAUCUACAGACGAGAUUACCAUAAAAGAAUGUAUUAAAAGAAAUCAGGAUACCAUUGAUAGACGUUUCUGUUUUGAUAUUGUGGCACAACCAGAAAUAUUGAAUUCUAAUCAUCAUCAUCAUCACCAUUCUGGUCAUAAUCAUUCUGCAACAACAAAUGGAGGAGGUAGUAAUAGUGGCAGUGUUGGUAAUAAUAUGGCUAUCCAAAAACAUUCCAAUAAUUCACAGAAUACGAAUUCAUCCUCAAAUGAUGGUUCGGCUCAAGUUGUCAUUUAUACAUUUCAGGCCAUAUCUGAAGAAGAUUACAAGUAUUGGCUUGAAACAUUGAAUGCUCGUGAUCCAUAUCCGACGAAUUUAAGUGGUCAAAAAUCGGGAAAACAAAAUUCUAAUAAAAUUAAUAGUGAUAAUUUGAAAAACACUAUUGAUAGUCAUCUAAAUGAAACGUAUCAAUUGGAUGCUGAAGGUUAUUGGUUUGUUAAGAAAUGUAUUCGAACAAUCGAAUCUCAUGGCCUAGAUCAAAAAGGAAUUUAUCGAAUGGUUGGUGUAGCUAGCCGUGUUCGUACAUUGAUGGAUAUGUUUGCACAAUCUAAGUCAAUCAAUCAGAAUCAUGAAGAUCAUGAACAUGAUAUUGAUCGUACAGAUUUAUUACCAAAUUUUAAUGUCGAUUCAGAGGAUUUUGAAACAAAAACAUUGACCAGUGCUUUGAAAAGCUAUCUUCGGAAUUUAGCCGAACCAAUUAUGACAUUUCAAUUACAUCAUUUAUUCAUAACAGCUGCGAAAUUGGAAAAUAGAGCUUUACGAAUCGAAAAGAUUCAUCAACUUGUGCAUCGUUUGCCACCGAUCAAUUUUAAAGUUCUUAAAAUUCUUAUUGAACAUCUUCAAAAAGUUGCCAAAUUACAUGACAAGAAUCUGAUGACUUCAUCCAAUCUUGGUGUUUGUUUUGGUCCAACAUUACUACGUACAGCAGAAGAAUCUGUUGCUGCAAUUAUGGAUAUCAAAUUUGUCAAUGUUAUUGCCGAAUUAUUGAUUGAAAACUAUGAGAAGUUUUUUCUGACUAAACCAACACAAAUGGAAUUAGAACAAGUCCAACCAAUUACCAAUUAUCUAACUUCAACAGUUAAUCAGAAUUAUAUGAAUAGUCAGAUACAACAACGUCCGUUGCCAAACGUACCAAUUAGCCAACAACAACAACAACAGCAACAUUAUGCCAAAACAAUCUAUGAAACUCCAAUGUCUACGAUGAAUAAUCGUUUAUUACCGCCAUCGUUGAACCAACAGCAAUCACCAACGAAUAUAUGUCGAAGCAACAGUCAAGAUCAAUUACAUACAGCAAAUAUACAAACAAAAUCUAGAGCUUUGUAUUGUAAUAAUCAGAAUGCAUUGAAUUCUGUUGGCCAAAAUAUGAAUGGAUCUUCAACGGCCAUGUUACAUGCACAACAUUCAAAACAGUAUUCAAUCAAUUAUUCUACUUAUCCACAUUAUCAAAUUCAACCACAACAACAACAACAACAACAGCAACUUAAUUGUAAUAAUACGGCAUCACGCCGUGCACUCCAUCUUUCUUUAUCAUCAUCAUCACCGUCACCAUCAUUAGGAUCGACGACACUUUCAACAAUGGCCAAUACACUACAGCAACAACAACAGCAACACUUGUAUUCACAGCCACAUCAACAACAACAACAACAACAGCAGCAGCAUCAAAUGUUUUAUAAACAAAUUCCGGCCAAUUCUAUAUAUGGACAGAUUCGAACCAAUUCGAAUCAUUUAUUACAACCUUCAAUUUCUUAUCAAAAUCUUCAUUAUAAUAAUGAAUUGUCCGCCGCUUUUUCAGGUGAUGCAAUGCAGAAAAAAAGUCCGACUGGACCGAAUUCAAAUAUAAUCUAUAAUCGACCAAUGACUAGUAUUGGUAUAAUGCCACCAAAUUCAAAUUAUGCAAGUCUCCUUCGUUCAGAUAGUAAUGAAACGGGAUCAAAAUUAGAAUCAAUCAGUAAAAAUAACUAUAGUCCAAUAACAAAUGAAUCGAUAGCUUUGCAAAGUGGUUUUAUAUCAAUACCAAAUACACAAUCAAUGCAACAACAUUCUUCAAGACCGGUAAAUUUUUCAUCAUCAUCAUCGACGUCAUUACCAUCGACACCCGAACAUUCACAAUUCCCAUAUAAAUUGCCACCGGCUACAAUGAUUAAAUCGGCAACAACGACAUCGGCAAUGAAUAGAAAUCCAAUUGUCGAUCAAACUGGUUCGACAACUGCCGAUCCAAUUAUUGAAUUAUAUGGCAGUAGUGCAGGUGGUGGCAGUGUUGUGAAUCAUCCACAUCAUCAACAGCAGUUUAAUCAUCAACAACAACAACAACAACAGCAGCAACCGCCCGUUAGCAAACCGAUAUAUGCAAGUAUUUCCAGUCCAUCAUCACCACCACAAUCAUCGAUUGGUAGAACGGUACGAACACGUUAUGUUUGUAUUGGUGGUACCGAUUCUGAACUAUCAUUUCAACCAAACAUGAUCAUUACAAAUGUUCGACCAUCACGGGAACCAGGCUGGCUUGAGGGCACAUUGAAUGGAAAAACUGGUCUCAUACCACUCAAUUAUGUUGAAUAUAUUGAUUGAGUUUGUUAUUCUUCUGAAAUGCCGUUACGAUGAAGAAAAUGAAAAAAAAAAAAAAAAAAUAGAUCGUCUAUCAAAAUCAA
Molecule: messenger RNA, 3862 nt
Organism: Dermatophagoides farinae (American house dust mite)
Lineage: Eukaryota; Metazoa; Arthropoda; Arachnida; Sarcoptiformes; Pyroglyphidae
Gene: Graf
Product: GTPase regulator associated with FAK
Biological process (GO): signal transduction
Cellular component (GO): cytoplasm
Molecular function (GO): GTPase activator activity; protein binding
Source: RefSeq, a predicted model, not a curated record